Messenger RNA from Apodemus sylvaticus (European woodmouse), 589 nucleotides. RefSeq names its product cystatin E/M (gene Cst6). Gene Ontology annotation, molecular function: cysteine-type endopeptidase inhibitor activity. Lineage: Eukaryota; Metazoa; Chordata; Mammalia; Rodentia; Muridae. Gene Ontology annotation, cellular component: extracellular exosome. The record is from RefSeq and is a predicted model, not a curated record. The transcript has 3 exons. The coding region runs from base 53 to 502 and encodes 149 amino acids.
UAAAAGCCGUGCAGGAUGGAGCUCCGACACUGAAGACACUGAAUCUGCGGCUAUGGCGCGUCCUCACUUCCCGCUGGCGAUGGGCCUUGGCCUGCUCGCAUUCUGCCUUCUGACUCUGUCCCCGGACGCCCGUGCUGAGCUGCGGAGCCGCAGGACGGGAGAACGCCAGAAACUGUCACCCAACGAUCCGCGGGUGCAAAAGGCCGCACAGGCAGCUGUGGCCAGCUACAAUAUGGGCAGCGACAGCCUCUACUACUUCAAAGACACCAAAGUCAUCAAUGCGUCAUGUCAGCUGGUGGCUGGCAUGAAGUUCUACCUGACGAUGGACAUAGAAAGCACCCAGUGCGCAAAGACCAGAGUCUCUGGAGACCACAUGGACUUCACCACCUGCCCCCUGGCCGCAGGAGAGCAGCAGGAGAAGCUGCGUUGCAACUUUGAGGUCCUUGAAGUCCCCUGGGAGAACACCACUCAGCUUCUAAAGCAUGACUGCAUGCGGGUGUGACCGGCCCCAGGGUGACGGCGUCAGGACCCCACGGGAACAAGCGUGGCAGAGGCACCUCAGGCCCGCGGGCAUGUCUGCUGCAAUAAA